Molecule: messenger RNA, 683 nt
Organism: Sinocyclocheilus rhinocerous
Lineage: Eukaryota; Metazoa; Chordata; Actinopteri; Cypriniformes; Cyprinidae
Product: E3 ubiquitin-protein ligase TRIM39-like
Exons: 1
Coding region: 111-683 (190 amino acids)
Molecular function (GO): protein binding
Source: RefSeq, a predicted model, not a curated record
CAACCAAGUUUAAUUCAAUGUACUUUCAUUUUUGCAGUUUGGAAUUGGAUAACAAAAUCAACAGGUAAAGCUCAACUGAUAUAAUUGGAGCUUUCAUUAUCAAGACAUAUAUGUGUGUAGGAUUCAAUGCAAUUCCUUUUCCUUUUGUCCUUGAAGCUGAUGUAAUUCUGGACCCAAACACAGCCAACCCAGAUCUCCUGGUCUCUGAAGAUGGAAAAUAUUUGAAAGCAAAAAAAUAUGGUCAUGAAUCUUGGAAAGGGUUCCAAUGGAAACGUUCUAAAUUUGAUGGCUGGACGUGUGUCCAAGCUGAAGAGGGUUAUAACGCAGGUAGACAUUACUGGGAGGUAGAUGUGAGGAAGAAACAUGAGUGGAGGGUAGGAGUUGUAAAAGAAUCUGCCCCUCGGAAUGGCUAUGUCACAAUGAACACAAAAACAGGGUACUGGAAUCUGCGCUUGCAACUGGGAACUUUGAUGGCUUUGACUGAACCAGUCACUAAAGUCAACCUGCCGACACCCUCUAGGGUCGGAGUUUAUCUGGACAUAGAGGAGGGCCAUGUCUCUUUCUAUGAUGCAGUUAAAAGAAGACAUAUCUUCUCUUUUAACACUGACUUUAAUGAGACUGAAAACAUUUACCCAGUGUUUGGCACUGUUGAGACAGACAGAGCAUUGAUGAUUUCAUCGUAA